Molecule: messenger RNA, 1759 nt
Organism: Fragaria vesca subsp. vesca
Lineage: Eukaryota; Viridiplantae; Streptophyta; Magnoliopsida; Rosales; Rosaceae
Product: hydroquinone glucosyltransferase-like
Exons: 1
Coding region: 71-1492 (473 amino acids)
Molecular function (GO): UDP-glycosyltransferase activity
Source: RefSeq, a predicted model, not a curated record
CAGCAGUUACACCUUCCUCAUCACACAAAAACAAACCAGCUUUCAAGUUUCAAGUUUAACCUAUACAAAAAUGGCGCAAGUACAGACACCCCACAUCGCUAUGCACCCGAGUCCGGGAAUGGGCCACCUCAUCCCUCUCACCGAGCUCGCCAAGCAGCUCGUCCACCGCCACAACUUCACCGUCACGUUCAUAGUCCCCUGCGACGGUCCUCCCACCAAAGCACAGAAGUCCGUCCUCGACGCUCUCCCUCCCUCCAUCGACCACGUCUUCCUCCCGCCGGUCAGCUUCGACGACCUACCCACCGGGACUCAAAUGGAGACCGUUAUUUCCCUCACCGUCUCUCGGUCUCUCCCGUACUUGAGGGACACAGUCAAGUCUUUGAUAGGCCGUGAGGGGACGAAGCUGGUAGGGUUGGUGGUGGAUCUUUUCGGCACCGACGCUUUUGAGGUGGCCAGAGAGUUUAAUAUUUCCUCUUAUAUUUUCUAUUGCUCCACCGCCAUGGCGUUGUCGUUGUUUUUGUACUUGCCGAAGCUGGACGAAGCGGUGUCGUGCGAGUAUUGGGAGCUGGAGGAGCCGGUGAAGAUUCCGGGGUGUGUGCCGAUUCCCGGCAAGGAGCUGCUGGACCCGGUUCAGAACCGUAAAGACGAGGCCUACAAAUGGGUGCUUCACCAUGCCAAGCGUUACAGACUAGCGGAGGGCAUAUUGGUAAAUAGCUUCAUGGAGUUGGAGCCUGGGGCUCUCAAGGCUUUGCAGGAGAAAGAACCGGGGAAGCCGCCGGUUUAUCCGGUCGGGCCGUUGGUGAAGUUGGACUCGAAGGCUGUUGCCGACGAGAGCAAGUGUUUGAAGUGGUUGGAUGAGCAGCCACGUGGGUCGGUCCUGUAUGUUUCCUUCGGGAGUGGUGGGACCCUGUCUUAUAAACAGGUCACUGAGUUGGCUUUGGGGUUGGAAAUGAGUGAGCAAAGGUUUCUGUGGGUGGUGAGGAGCCCUAGUGACGAAGCUGCCAAUGCCACUUAUUUCAGUGUACAUGGUAAAGGUGAUCCUCUGGCCUUUUUGCCCAAAGGGUUUUUGGAGAGGACUAAAGGGAGGGGACUCGUGGUGCCAAACUGGGCACCACAAGCCCAUAUACUGGGCCAUGAAUCAACCGGUGGGUUCCUCACUCAUUGCGGAUGGAAUUCAGCCUUGGAGAGCAUUGCAAAUGGUGUCCCCUUCGUGGCAUGGCCCUUGUACGCGGAGCAGAAAAUGAACGCCUUUAUGUUCAUCCACGAGAUAAAAGUGGCACUGAGGCCACGAGCGGACGAGAAUGGCUUUGUGGAGAGGGAGGAAGUCGCCGUGGUGGUUAAGGGUCUGAUGGAAGGGGAGGAAGGUAAGCGACUUAGAAACCGAAUGAAAGACCUAAAAGAUGCCGCAAGGAAGUCUCUGAGCGAUGAAGGGGCUUCAACAAAGGCAUUGUCCGAUGUGGUCACAAAGUGGAAAGCCCUAGUCUGUAACUAAAAUUAAGUCUUCAUCCCUCCAUUAUUAGCUACUUUUUUUCUCUUUCCUUUUUGCAUUUGUUUGUAAUAUGGUCUAAAAGCUACAUGCUAGUAUAAUACUUUGUUGGGUUGACUGUAAGAUAUGGUGCAUAGACAAGAGCCACUUUGUAUAUCUUUCUGGGUUUUCUUUUUUGUGUGUAAUAUAUCGAGGUUGGUGAGAUGGGUGCAGCCACAAUAUUGGUAUAGCUACACAGAGCAUCAUAUUUAGUGACUAAUGAGCCAAAGAGAG